AUGCCUCCCCUCUACGACAUCCUCGAGAAAAAGGCCGUCGAGGCGGCAAGCCACCAUCUGGCAAGCCACCAUCUGGCAAGCCACCACCUGGCCAGACGCGAUCUGACCGUCAACCAUACCCAAGCAGUAACCCUCGGAGUCAUGGCCGCCUAUGUUGUCGUGAUCGCGUUGCUGUGGAACCUGCCCUAUGUUCGGUGGUCGCUCUGGCCAUUCAAGAUGUUGGUCAUCGCCUUCCAUGAGUUCGGCCAUGCAAUCACCGCAUGCUGCACGGGAGGCCGGGUCAAGUCCAUCUCACUGGAUCCCCACGAGGGCGGAGUGACCCAUAUGCAGGGCGGAAUCAGCGCCGUCACUCUUCCGGCGGGCUAUCUAGGAUCGUCGAUCAUCGGCGCGCUCCUCAUCUUCGCCGGGUUCGACAUUGUAGCCAGCAAAGUCGCCAGUAUCGUCCUAGGCGUGUGCUUCCUGCUGACGCUGUGGUGGGCGCGCCGGGAUUGGCUGACUAUUGUGACUAUUCUUCUGGCGGUGGGGUUGCUGGUGGCCUGCUGGUUUAUUGCCCAUGGCGAGGCGCUGCGGUGGGUUGUGCUGUUUAUUGGUGUGAUGUCCGCGCUGUAUAGUGUCUGGGAUAUUUGCGACGAUUUGAUCAUCCGCAAGGUCAACACCUCGGAUGCCAGCGUCUUUGCGCAGAGAUACGGGGGAUCCUCUCGCUGCUGGGGCGUCAUUUGGUCCCUCAUCUCGCUUGGGUUCAUGGCGGUCGGAAUCAUCGCAGGGAUUGCGGCGUUUAGGGAGUCGUUCAGCGAGCAACAAGAUGCUUCGGAGAAGUUUCUUCCGACGCGAUGA
Molecule: messenger RNA, 834 nt
Organism: Aspergillus terreus NIH2624
Lineage: Eukaryota; Fungi; Ascomycota; Eurotiomycetes; Eurotiales; Aspergillaceae
Product: M50 family metallopeptidase
Exons: 4
Coding region: 1-834 (277 amino acids)
Source: RefSeq, a predicted model, not a curated record